Dendrobium catenatum is the source of this 350-nucleotide messenger RNA. RefSeq lists its product as uncharacterized. The transcript has a single exon. The record is from RefSeq and is a predicted model, not a curated record. NCBI's taxonomy places the organism in Eukaryota, Viridiplantae, Streptophyta, Magnoliopsida, Asparagales, Orchidaceae. The coding region runs from base 18 to 275 and encodes 85 amino acids.
ACUAGAAGGAUUCAAAGAUGAGUACUAGUGCUGUUUCGAAUGCUAAAGCUGUGGCAAAUAAGAUGAAUGGGCACAGAAAUAAGGCGAGAGAUGAUCAGAAAAGUUGCUUUCAGAUGCCUCUUCAUUAUCCAAGAUACACGAAGGUCGACUACGAGGACAUGCCGGAGUGGAAGCUCGACCGCCUUUUUGUCGAGUAUGGCUUGCCGGUGAUCACCGGAGAUCUCGACGGCAAGAGAAAGUUUGCCAUUGGUGCCUUCCUUUGGUCUCAUCAGUAAACUUUUGUAAGGGGAAUAUAUAUGAAUUGUUGGUAUGUUAAAUAAUGGUUUUUGCUUUUUCUUGCUCAUAAAGUU